GCAGUUGCACUCGCAAUCCAAAGGUCGUCAGUUCGAAUUCCGGGGUGGAUGGAAGCUUAGGUGUAAAAAGAGGUUUGCAAUUGCGCCUUCGACUGACAAUCCAGUGGUAACCGGUUGAAUCCUGAAGCGGAUGCCAUACGUUCAAACACUAAGAAGACCAGGGUAAAAAGACGCACAUUAUCAAUGAACGGUUAAGCAUUCCAAUUGACAGCAGUUUUCAAUGAUUUGAUUGUGUCGUAACCAUCAUGAUUUUUUUUGUGGAAUGGCUACCGUUUCCACAACGUAACAUAUUUAUGCAGAGCGUUACUAAUUUGUAAAGUGAAUCUCGGGUUAGUUUUAGCUCCUCUGUCUAUGUGGCAAACCGAACAGGGAGAAAAGUGUUUUACAACGGUCCAUUAUGUAACGGCAAUUUGUCCACCUUCAAACCUGAACCAGGAUUACGCACAUGAAGCUAAUGACGGCAAACAAAAAAGGCGAGAUAUUAUUAUUUUUCAAACAACAAUUAACCCUUUCAAAAUGUUUGCGCUGUUCAAUAUGAAUAACCGCAGGAAAAGCUAGAUAAAAGACGAAGCAGAAGGCUUAACUUAGUUUGUCUCUCAUAUGCACACACACACACAAACCUAUACAAUGAAAAAGGGUGGAGUGCACACAUUCGAAGUGGGCCGCCUUGGGCUCCAUGUACUGCUGCGGCGCGACUGAAUCUGGGGAGAGAUUGUGGAGAAAAGCAGAAAAGAACGGAAUAUCGGAUAUUUGUAACACAUUUUUUAAGGAGACGCUGAACGAGUAACAUCGAUUCGGCGUUGUGAGCAUCAUCGUCAGCAUCAACAGCCAAGAAACUCUCCACCUGCCCCCUUGGGUGGUGGCCAUAAAACGACGUUGGAGUGAGUGAAACGGGUGCUAUUGCCACUGUCUGGGAGUUGUUGGCUCCAUCGGACGGAAUCGACGGAACCGCACGAGCACAAGAGAGAGAGAGAGAGAGCGGCGGGGGAAAGAAAGUAGCCGAACAACGAAAAUCACGUCCAUCAUACAAAGUUUUCAUUAAGAGUCGAAGAAGUGGAAAAAGUUCAGUCAGUCGCGCAGAGUGAUCGGUGGAAGAAAGUUGUGUUUUUUAUAGUGCGCUCUGGAGAUAGCCCGUGCGUGUGGUAGCGUAAUUUAACCUUGGUAGUUUAAGUAAAAUAUUUUAAAAUGAAAGUAACAUUUCUGCUAGAGCUGUUAUUAAUUCUGAUAAUAAUCGCUUUCGCUGCCUCCAGUCCUGUUGUGGGACGAAGCGUACGCAAAGGUGUCCUCAUCCGACAGGCCGUCGACGAGGUGGGAGAUGCGGCCGCCGUGGUAGACCCAGCCCCGGUUGCUCCAGUCUCCGGCGGAGACGACGACGACGAUGAUGAUGACUCUGACGAGUUCGAUUUGGGCGAUGACGAUUCGGCCGAAGACGACGAUGCCGAUGAUGAUGACGACGACGAUGACGAUGAUCUGAUUGGAUCGGUAGAGGAUGAAAUCGACGACGAGGACGAUGACGAUGACGACGAUGAUGAUGAGGUUGUCCCUGCCGCCAUUGCCCCUGCCGCCCCAGCGGUCCUCGACCAGCAGAAACAGUCGGCCGUUGGUCAACCUGCCGCGCCGGUUACGGCCGUCGAGGAGGAAGACGAAGACGACGAAGAGGAUGAUGACGAUGACGAUGACGAUGAGGACGAUGAUGCGCUGUCUUUUUUCGGUGAAGAUCUUCUAGGAGCAUUCGACGAGGACGACGAUGACGACGAUGAUGAUGACGAUGACGAGGCCGCCGUUGCUGCGCCAGUUGCGUCUGAAGCUCCCGGUCCGAUCGCUCCUUCCAAGAAGAAGAAGAAGAAGCCUACGCCCGUUAAGGAAACGAUCACCGCUCAGGCCGACGUUGCCGAUUCUGCCCUGAACGAGAUCGACGCUCCGCUCAAGAAGCCCGAUGGUAUCGACGUCAACAGCGAAGUGAACAAGAUUGUCGAAUCCCUUGCCGCCCAGAAGGCCGACCAGAACGCCCAACCCGCCACGGAACCUGCUGCCGAGGAGGAGGACGAAGCCGAGUACGACGAGGAGUCCCCAGAAAAGGUACAAACUCAAUCCUCUGAUAACAAUAAAGUUGACGUUGUUGCCGCUCCUGCAGCCGUGACCGCUACGAAGCCGACUAGUGACGAUGACGACAUCUUCGAAGGUAUCACAUCGCUAGUGGACGAUGACGAUGAUGACGAUGACGACGAUAGUGACGAGACGACCGCACAAAAGGUUGACCAAUCCGGAACGAAUAGCGACACCGAAACGCAACCCGAAGACGACGACGAUGAUGACGAUGACGAGGACAGCGAUGAGCUCAUUGAUGAGAGCGCCGUCGAGGAUAUUGCCGAAUCCGAUGUGUGAGUGUGACGAUCCUUCCGAUCCCCCCUCGAAAAACUCCCAUCUCCCCACCCCUCUUCGUUGGAUUAGGAAGCAAUCCGAACAAAUAUCCUUCUCAGGCUAAUCCAUGUGCGAGUGUGCGAGAAAAAAAAGAGAGAUAAUGAGAGAGACAGAGAGUUCAACUCUCAACUGAGAUACAGACACCUCCCACCCCUCUCAAAAAAAGCAAAUCCUUGCGUCCCCCCACACCCACCCCCUCCACAUUAAUCUUCAAUUUUUGAGGAUUUUUCUCAACAGGAACAGGAAACAACGACUCAUCAAACUUCUCAGAGAAAGAAAAUACCGAAAAUUUAAAUUUUCGCAAGCCAUUAACAACGAAGAUGAAUCGAAAGACUCUAGGACAUGAACACGAACAUACAAAACGAGACACACAAAACACACAAUCAACAAACAGGAACUGACGUGUAGUAUUAAGUUAAUUUAUUUAUUUAUUUAUUUAAAUUAUUUAUUAAAUUAUUGAGCGUGUAAAAAGACUAUCGACCUCAAAUGAACAACGAAAACCUCUGAAGAAAGUAAACAAACACGAGAAGAAAAACUCCUCAGUAUGGACGAGAUUGCGAGAAGUAAAGAUGUAAAAAUGAAAAAAAAA
Culex quinquefasciatus (southern house mosquito) is the source of this 3010-nucleotide messenger RNA. RefSeq names its product coiled-coil domain-containing protein 1 (gene ect). The transcript has 4 exons. NCBI's taxonomy places the organism in Eukaryota, Metazoa, Arthropoda, Insecta, Diptera, Culicidae. The record is from RefSeq and is a predicted model, not a curated record. Bases 1186 to 2385 code for a protein of 399 amino acids.